Molecule: messenger RNA, 216 nt
Organism: Linum tenue
Lineage: Eukaryota; Viridiplantae; Streptophyta; Magnoliopsida; Malpighiales; Linaceae
Source: the annotation of a GenBank genome assembly
AUGUUCGUGUGCAGCUCGACUCCAAGUGUGCUGUCCAACUUAUCCAACAGCCGCAUACAGGUGACCAUCACUGUGGUUCCAUCCUCGACCGCUUCAAGGAACUUAUGUCGAGACCCUGGGAGGUUACUAUUGAGCAUAUCUAUCGAGAGGGCAAUUGUUGUGCUGAUUAUCUUGCUAGUAGCGGCCAUGUUCUCCCCUUUGGUUUACAUGAGGUAG